CAGAGAUCCAGGGCAGUCAGAGAAGUUUCACCUUCCUGGGAAUAAAAGAUUUUCUUCUCUGACAAAUAGCACAACUGAAAGAGGACUCUGAAAGUGAUAUGAUCACUGGACGCACCGUGCAAGCAAACAGUAGUAUGCAACUAACAUCUCUACUGCUCUUUCUGGGAAUUUUUGCCAUCCACACCAUCUGCUGUCAUGGUCAAGUAGACCCACUUGCCCUCAGCCGUGCAGAUCCCCAGUGUUGGGACUCAUCUACAGCAAAACUACUGGAGAUGAAGAAACCCCGGAUAGCAGAUUCUGUGCCUGAAUUCUGGGACUUCAUGAUAUAUUUGAAGUCAUCUGACAACCUUAAACAUGGUGUUUUGUUUUGGGACUUAGCACAACUUUUUUGGGACAUCUAUAUACACUGUGUACUCUCCAGAGCACAUGGCCUUGGUAGAAGACAGCUGAACGAAGAAGAAACAAAAGUAACUAAUUUCAUUUCACAGUACACCUCAAAGACCUUUUCCCAAAAUCGAAGACCAUUACCACCAGAUUGGGAAGAACUCAUUGAACAGUUAGUAGGUAUCCAUGUAAACAAAAGUGAAUCCAGACUACUUGGCAAUAUCAAAAGGCGUGUGAAGAGGAAAUAGCUUCAGAGCAACGUGAAAACCAAAAUGACAUUUUUUUUUCCAUAUCAUUAAAUCAAUGAACCCUGAGCAAAUAAAGAA
Molecule: messenger RNA, 710 nt
Organism: Nanorana parkeri
Lineage: Eukaryota; Metazoa; Chordata; Amphibia; Anura; Dicroglossidae
Gene: FAM237A
Exons: 3
Coding region: 99-632 (177 amino acids)
Source: RefSeq, a predicted model, not a curated record